UGGGCAGUGAGUACUGAGGUGGCACUCGGCACGCCAGUCGGCUGGGCCAGUCCGCGUCGAGCCCGCUAGCGAGACAGACGUGUCAUGGCAGCGUGAUGUCGUUCCGGAGACUCAUCACGGCGCUGCGGUUCGCCAGGGAAGCCUUGCACCGCGGCGCCCCGAUGGCGGACGGGCUCAUUAAAUCCCUGCUCUCACUCAUGGUUAUAUGUUGUAUCGCCGUGUCGUCGCCGCAGACGGCUUCCGCGAAGCCCUUCACCCUGAGCCUGCCGGCGAGCUGGUCGCUUGCCGGACUGGUGGGCAGCAUGUCGAAGCCCGAGGGCGCGGCCGAGCCUGGGGUGAAGCCGUACUCCGGGUGGCGCGUCGCGAACCACACGCUGCGGAUGAUCUACUUCCACGACCAGACGGUGGCCGUGGUGGAACUGGGGGAAGACAAGCUGCUUCUGAGCUGCGAGCUCAUCGAGACCUAUGAUGAGGUCGACACGGCACGUCUCCUGCGGCAGCUCAGCAGCAUCAACCGGCCGCUGGGGGUCUCCUUCUCGCAGAUGAUUCGGCUGAUGGGUCAGUGCCAGCAGGUAGCAACCCUCCCCUACGCGCAGCUGGAUGGUAUGGAGGGGCCAGAGAGCAAACGAGAGACGUGGACAGAGAAGACGGAAGCCAAGGAACACCUGAGGGCAGGCGGAGCUCGAGCUGGUCUGCUGGGCGGGAGUCCACUGUCGUUGCUGCAGGGCAUCAUACCAGGCACGAAAUGGUGUGGAACUGGCGACAUAGCUGCGACCUACCACGACCUGGGCGCCGACCGCCCCCUUGACCGCUGCUGCCGCACUCACGACCUCUGUCCCUCGAAGGUCCGCGCUUUCUCCACACGCUACAACCUCACAAACAACUCUCUCUACAGCAAAUCGCACUGCAAGUGUGACGACAUGCUCUUCGACUGUCUCAAGGCGACCAACACAUCGGCCUCCCACCUCAUGGGACACAUCUAUUUCAACCUAGUUCAGGUUCCUUGUUUGGAGGACCAGCCUUUAGGCAGACGGUUCAGAGACGCUAAGCCCGGCUUCUAGUGUCUAUAAUUCUACAGUAGCAGCAUGAUUUAGAUAAUUGUCCUUAAAACCUUUUUACGGAGAAUUUCAGUUUUUUUUUAUAUUGGCCAAUAUGAGGUUAAUGUAUUAAUCGCAUAUAGUUGCAGCUUAUGCGUAUUUUAUAAUUCGUGCUGUUUCAAUGACGUGGGGAAUUAUUAUAAAAGAGAUAGAUUUUCUUCAAAUGUCCUUGUCUGGACUGGCGUAUCGUGAGGCUCUACUGUAAUGAUACUUUGGUAAAAUAACUCAUCUAUUAAAUAUCUAUUAAAUAUCUAUUAAUAAUAUAUUAAAUAUCUGGACGCAGUUUGUUAGCAUGUAAAAGCAGGAGCUAUAUGAAAAGCCCUGAAUUAUUAGUUUAAAACACAUGUAUUAUAUUCUCAAAAGUUUCAAAUAGCGACGAUGGAAAACAAUUCUACUAUUUCAUUCAUUAAUUGCAUUAAAUGCCUGUAAUAAAUUGUCAACCUAAAUAGCUAAAUGUAAAUAUUUAGAAUCUAAAUAAUUGUAUCGUAACUAUUAAUAUGUAUAUUUAGUUAUAAAACCUGUGAUAUGUCUGUGCCUUGUACUGUAUGUAUUAUAUAGAUCGCCGCUUAAAAUUAAUACAAUUUUAUUGUAACGAGUUAAAUAUUAGUUUUAAUAUAGCGUUUGUGUUCAUGACUAUGAGGGAACAAUAAACAUUCCAGAAUAAAAUAUAAGUAUUGCUGUACAUCUGUGAAUCCCGGAAAACCGAUAGCAAUAUAUAGUUUGUAGGCGAGAAUUUAAUUAAUUAUAUUAUUUAUUUUAUCACAAAA
Messenger RNA from Leptidea sinapis, 1864 nucleotides. RefSeq lists its product as uncharacterized. Gene Ontology annotation, biological process: phospholipid metabolic process; arachidonate secretion. Bases 96 to 1061 code for a protein of 321 amino acids. The record is from RefSeq and is a predicted model, not a curated record. The transcript is spliced from 4 exons. NCBI's taxonomy places the organism in Eukaryota, Metazoa, Arthropoda, Insecta, Lepidoptera, Pieridae.